Messenger RNA from Colletotrichum navitas, 1211 nucleotides. Its product is annotated as chromo domain-containing protein. The record is from RefSeq and is a predicted model, not a curated record. Gene Ontology annotation, cellular component: nucleus; pericentric heterochromatin. The transcript has 5 exons. The coding region runs from base 262 to 1131 and encodes 289 amino acids. Gene Ontology annotation, biological process: negative regulation of transcription by RNA polymerase II; chromatin organization. NCBI's taxonomy places the organism in Eukaryota, Fungi, Ascomycota, Sordariomycetes, Glomerellales, Glomerellaceae. Gene Ontology annotation, molecular function: chromatin binding.
ACUGUCUGGAACCGCGUCGCUGCUUCCUGCCGUUUUUCGCUUUGCGCAACUUCAAUCAACGGAUAAUAUUAUACGUUCAUUGUAUUUAGCUUCACGCAAGCACCUGCCUAAACAGACAAGAAGUAUCACUUACGAUGCCGCCCGGUAAGCUUCUCAUCUUCUCACCUUCAACCCUACUCUGCUUUGUAACCAGAGCGCGCCUGGUUGCUGCAACACAUUUGAUAUCACGACAAUCGCGCCAAUCCUCCCCCAACCGCCAAAAUGCCGCGCCCAAAGACGUACAAACAAAAAGGACCCAAGAAGCUGAUCACUUCUGCAGCCAUCAGUGACGAUGAACAAUCCGAUACGAGCGACGUAAUCGCAAUCCCCCUCAAAGAGAAGCGUGCUAAGUCCCGAUCGGCCGAAUACCGAGACGACGUCCUCGAGACUAAGAACGAAGAGGAGGAUAUCCCGGAGAUUAAGGGCGACUUGAAUGGCGGCACCGCCAAAUCAAUCGCGAAGAGUGACGAAGACGAGAACGAUGAAGAUGCGGACGAGGACGAGGAUCUGGAGCCCGACGAGUUCGUCGUAGAGAAGAUCCUUGAUCAUCAGGUUGCCGAAGAUGGUACCGUCAACUUCCGCGUCAAGUGGGAAGGCUAUGAGAAGAAGGCCGACCAGACCUGGGAGCCCGAAGACAGCUUGAAGGAAGGCGCAUCCGAGAUCUUGGAGGAAUACCUGAGAAAGCUCGGUGGGCGCGAAGCGCUGUUUGAGGAGAAGUCCAAGGCCAAGGCCACAAAGAAGCGCGGUCGUCCUUCGGGAUCUUCGGCCACACCACCAGCAGCCACCAAGAAGUCCAAGCGAAACGGUCACCCUGCUGAGUCUACCCCUCCUGCGUCGGCAAAGGAGGCCAAGAGCAAAGCCUGGACUUUACCUAGCGGCAGCUGGGAAGAGGAGGUCGAGAGCAUUGACGCCUGUGAGGACGAGGAAUCUGGAUCGUUGAUCAUCUAUCUGAACUGGCGCAACGGCCAGAAGACUAAGCACUCCAAGGACGUCGUGUACAAGCGAUGCCCCCAAAAGAUGCUGCAAUUCUACGAAAGACACAUUCGCAUCAUCAAGGCGGGUCCCGAGCCCACGGAGGAGGCCCAGGUGUAGUACAAAAGCUUAGCGUUUAGGGGAAAUGGGGUUGAGGCUGAUGAUGCAUUUGUUAUCGUCGCGGGCUUUUGGGGAAUGUU